UAGGGUUAGGUUGUCACAACGCCUCCUCUUCCCGAUAGGGUUAAAGCAGAUUCGUAGGCGAAGGCGAGCGAUCGAGCGAGCGAGCGAGCGAGGGAGGAGUAAGAGGAAAGCUGAGGUCAGUGGAGGGAUUCCGCUUUCGUUAUUGUUAUUGGAUCGUUUUCGGCUGUAGCCACUCGACGGCGGACGAGGUGAUCGGUCAAAGGGGCGGCUGUGGUUGGCGCGUUUCCUGCCAGAUCUUGAACUUAGAUUCGUAUUUUUUGCAACAAUUAUAGAGUUCAUCUCUUGACCUUGCAUAUCUUCCGAAGUGGAGGUUGUCAGGAGUAGUGUGUCUUUUAUGUCUGAAUUGGACUCUCUUUAUUUGGGAUCAAUUGGGCUGCUUGGAGAGUACCGUCCUACUUCUAGGAAAAAGCACAUAUGCUUUUCUGAAGAUUUUGGUCACAUUCAUACUGCGACGAUUAGAGAUUCCAUAUCAAUCAAAAGUCGCCACUUUAUGCAACCUGCUUUUCUUGAGAUCAAUUCCAAAGAAAGAAGCAUUCCGCUGUCUUUUACUGCUGAUACUCUCUAGCACAACCUUGUUCUUUUAGUUUCCACUGCUGAAGAUGGCGUUCCAAAACAUAGGUGCUGCCAACAGUGAUGAUGCCUUCUACAGGUAUAAAAUGCCCAAGAUGAUAACAAAAAUUGAGGGCCGUGGAAAUGGCAUUAAGACCAAUAUAGUGAAUAUGGUUGAUAUUGCAAAAGCAUUGGCUAGGCCUGCCUCUUACACUACCAAGUACUUUGGGUGUGAGCUUGGAGCCCAAUCCAAAUUUGAUGAUAAAACAGGUAUAUCACUUGUUAAUGGUGCUCAUGACACUGCCAAAUUAGCUGGUCUGCUCGAGAAUUUCAUUAAAAAGUAUGUUCAAUGUUAUGGAUGUGGCAACCCUGAAACUGAAAUUAUCAUCACAAAGACCCAGAUGAUAACAAUGAAGUGUGCUGCAUGUGGCUACUUAUCAGACGUAGAUAUGAGGGACAAACUCACAACCUUUAUUCUGAAGAACCCACCUGAGCAGAAGAAGGGGUCAAAAGAUAAGAAGGCAAUGAGGAGGGCGGAGAAAGAAAGACUCAAGGAAGGGGAGGCUGCUGAUGAAGAACAAAAGAAGUUGAAGAAAGAGAUAAAGAAGAAGAGUUCCAAGGAUGCCGUUACUUCAAAAUCUACUUCUAAGAAGAAGACUGUCAGCUCUGAUGAGGAGCGAACCUCACCAAAUGGGAGUCAGGUUGAUGAGAAUGAUGAGGUGGUUGAUGAGGAAGAUGAUAUCCAGUGGCAAACUGACACCUCUCUUGAAGCAGCUCGCCAACGUAUCCAGGAACAGCUGAAUGCUGUUACAGCUGAGAUGGUCAUGCUUUCAACCAAUGAGGAAGAGAAACCAAAGGAAGACAAGAAAUCUGAAUCCCACAAAUCUAAUGGACCCGUUGAGGAAACCAAGAAUGUCAGCACACAUGACAAGCUCGUUAUGGAGUUCAGAGGCAAAUUGGAGAAGGGUUCGAAGCCAAGCGAGCUUGCCACAUUUGCCAAGUCACUGGCAGGUUCUCCGCAGGAAGUUAUGGAUGCACUUUUUGAAGCUCUCUUUGACGGGACAGGGAAAGGGUUUGCCAAGCAAGUGGCCAAAAAGUUGAAUUACAUUACUGCUGCAGUGCAGGAAGAAGGGGCACAGAUGCUUCUGCUCCAUGCUAUUGAGACCUUCUGUUGUAAUCGUAGCGGGGAUGCAGUUAAGGAGAUCGCUUUAGCUGCUAAAGUUCUUUAUGAUGGAGACGUGCUUGAGGAGGAGUUCAUAGUCCAGUGGUAUCAGAACGGCAUCACAGGAGCAACUAAGAAUUCUCCGAUGUGGAAGAAUAUGAAACCUUUUAUUGAGUGGCUUCAGAAUGCCGAGUCCGAGGAAGAAGAGUAAGUUGGUCUUUUAAUAUUAUAUUGCGAGUGUUGUCCUAAUAUAGUACCGGUGCCAUUUACUUAGUGGUUUGUUUGUGUGAAGUCUUACUUUUAAUGGUGAUGCAGAACAAGUCUAGAGGUAAUUUUGGAGUCCGAAAUAGUCCAAGUUUGGAGUCUGCUAUGUUUUAUGGUUGUGUUCACAUUGUCUCUUCGUAAACUGCUUUGCUUGCUGCAUAAGUUCUAUCGUAUUUAUGCAUUAAAAUAAAGGACGUGUAAUAUGAAGAUGUUCAAUUAUGUUUACAUGUUAUGGU
This is a messenger RNA of Dendrobium catenatum, 2211 nucleotides long. Its product is annotated as eukaryotic translation initiation factor 5-like. Gene Ontology annotation, molecular function: GDP-dissociation inhibitor activity; translation initiation factor activity; eukaryotic initiation factor eIF2 binding. The transcript is spliced from 2 exons. Lineage: Eukaryota; Viridiplantae; Streptophyta; Magnoliopsida; Asparagales; Orchidaceae. Bases 600 to 1922 code for a protein of 440 amino acids. Gene Ontology annotation, biological process: formation of cytoplasmic translation initiation complex; translational initiation; formation of translation preinitiation complex. Gene Ontology annotation, cellular component: cytosol. The record is from RefSeq and is a predicted model, not a curated record.